Aspergillus puulaauensis is the source of this 3579-nucleotide messenger RNA. It is a transcript of the gene chsF, whose product is annotated as chitin synthase CHS3. The record is from RefSeq and is a predicted model, not a curated record. NCBI's taxonomy places the organism in Eukaryota, Fungi, Ascomycota, Eurotiomycetes, Eurotiales, Aspergillaceae. Gene Ontology annotation, cellular component: cell periphery; cell septum. The transcript is spliced from 3 exons. The coding region runs from base 1 to 3579 and encodes 1192 amino acids. Gene Ontology annotation, molecular function: chitin synthase activity.
AUGUCUUUGCCUCAGCGGCCGGGGAAGGCGUCCCCGCGGAGGGAGGAAACGUCAGCAUUCCGGGAACCCUCGCGGAGAAGACGGCGCGAAUCCGAUACACCGGGGACCGGUGAACCCACGAGUCCGCGACAUCACAGACAUCAUCGUUCGCACAGUUCUCGACACCACCAGGAUAUAGAUGAGGAGCGCGGGGCUGAUAGUGGGGUAAGGCGCAAGAAAAGUCUCGUGAAACCGGAAAGAAAUCGCAUUGAUCCGAGCCAUCCAAACUACCUAUACCACCAGCGGACCCAGAACAUGCCUACGUAUAAUUCGAUGACGGGAACCGAACCAUUAAUACACGAAGAUGGGGAGGGUGAGACAGCCAGUACUCCGAGUAUGGACUCGAGGCGGAAAGAUGCCCUGUACGGCGCGCAGGGAAAUGUGAACAAACCGAUGGAGCGGGUUCCGAUAACGUCACGACACCGAUCAAAGAAAAGGAAGAAUUCAAGAAAAAUAUCCAAGCGAGAGGCAGCAGCUGAAAGGAGAAGACAAAAGGCCAUGGAGCAGGUACGGCCUCCGAGUCUCUGGACAACAUACUGUUCGGUGAUCACAUUCUGGGCGCCUGAUUUCGUCUUGAAGUGCUUUGGGAUGCCACAAAAGGCUCAACGGAGCGCAUGGCGGGAGAAGAUGGGCCUUAUUAGCAUCAUUCUUAUGAUUGCAGCGUUCGUCGGCUUCCUCACCUUCGGUUUCACGGCUACUGUAUGUGGAACUCCACCCACCCGGUUGAAGGCCAACGAAAUCAGCAACGGUUAUAUGAUAUUUCAAGGACAAGCUGUUGACCUGUCUGGGUCAGAGCAUCCUGCGGCUGCCGGCAUACCGCGAGAUAGCAACAUUCUCUACGAUCUCCCUCACAAGUAUGGAGGUCAAGAUGGAAGUUUUUUCUUUCAAGAGGUGAACGGGGAUUGCAAGGGGCUAAUUACGCUGGCUGAUGGAUCCGACAUCCCAACCAAUUCCGAUGGCGAUCUUGGUUGGUAUUUCCCAUGCGCUCCAUUCAAUCAGGAUGGCUCAUCUGAACCCAACCUUACAACAAAUUACUAUCCCGGCUGGGGUUGUCAUACGUCUCGCUCAGGUCGGAAAGCUUUCUACAGCCUGAGUAGCUCUGGCGACGUGUAUUUCACAUGGGAGGAUACAAAGAAUACGAGCAGAAACCUUGCAAUCUACUCUGGGAAUGUUCUUGAUCUAGACCUCCUGAGAUGGCUCGACACCUCUCAGGUACAGUAUCCGGCAAAAUUCGACCAGCUUCGCGAAAACCCCGAGAUCCGGGGCGUCGAUCUCACCUACUACUUCCAAACCGGCGAGGACAAGCAAAUCGGCAAAUGUUUGUCCCAAAUAAUCAAGAUCGGAAGUAUCGACACCGAUACGGUGGGCUGUAUUGCCUCACAAGUUGUCCUCUAUGUAUCUUUGAUCUUCAUUUUGUCUAUCGUCAUCGUCAAGUUCGCCUUUGCCGUCAUCUUCCAGUGGUUCCUAGCGCCUCGAUUUGCUGCCCAGAAAACCAGCAUGGGCGCAGUCGAUUCAAGAUCUCGAAACCAACAGAUUGAGGAUUGGUCGAAUGAUAUCUAUCGGCCUGGUCCUCGUCUUGCCGACCACACUCCGGCUGACCGCAUGAGUAAGAGGGCCAGCUUUCUGCCAACAACUUCUCGUUUCUCUAGUCCAUAUACUGUGAGCAAUGGUGGAAAGCAGAAGCCUCAGUGGGUAACAAUGGCGAGCCAGAAUUCUACCACCCGGUUAGUCCCUAGCGGUACCACUCCAUCCGUCUAUAGGCAAAGCCACAACGGUAGCGGUACCUUGAGCGUUGAUAACCCUCGAUUGAAUCCUUCUGCCAGCCGAACAAGCUUGGUACAAGACUCCCGUUACUCAACUGCCAUACCGGAAUCUGACGGUCUUGGAUCAUCUGGUUACAUACAUGAACUCGUCGUUCCUCAACCGCCCCCUGACUGGCAACCCUAUGGUUUCCCUCUGGCUCAUGCAAUGUGCUUGGUUACCUGUUACUCCGAAGGUGCAGAUGGAAUUCGCACCACGCUAGAUUCUAUUGCGAUGACGGAUUAUCCAAACAGCCAUAAGUCUAUUGUUGUGAUCUGUGAUGGCAUGAUCAAGGGUAAAGGAGAGGAGUUCUCAACCCCUGAGAUUGUCCUUCGCAUGAUGAAACAUCCCAUCAAGCCCCCCGAGGAAGUCGAGGCAUUUUCUUACGUAGCCGUGGCUACCGGCUCCAAGCGUCAUAACAUGGCCCAGAUCCAUGCAGGAUUUUACGAUUAUGGAGAGGAUUCAGUCAUUCCGAUUGAGAAACAGCAGCGCGUUCCAAUGAUGAUUAUCGUGAAGUCCGGGACACCGGCCGAAUCAACAGUAGCGAAGCCCGGAAACCGAGGCAAGAGAGAUAGUCAGAUUAUUCUCAUGUCGUUUUUGCAGAAGGUCAUGUUCGACGAGAGAAUGACCGAGCUUGAGUAUGAGAUGUUCAACGGGCUUUUGCACGUAACUGGCAUCCCGCCGGAUUUCUACGAGGUCGUGCUCAUGGUCGAUGCGGACACCAAGGUUUUCCCGGAUAGUUUGACGCAUAUGAUAUCUGCAAUGGUCAAGGACCCCGAGGUGAUGGGUCUGUGUGGUGAGACAAAAAUUGCGAACAAGACCGAUAGCUGGGUGACCAUGAUCCAAGUGUUUGAGUAUUUUGUUUCUCACCAUCAGUCGAAAGCGUUCGAGUCAAUUUUUGGUGGUGUUACCUGUCUUCCAGGUUGUUUCUCGAUGUAUCGAAUCAAGGCACCAAAGGGCGGCCAGAAUUACUGGGUGCCAAUCCUUGCAAACCCGGAUGUCGUCGAACAUUACUCCGAAAACGUGGUCGACACCCUGCAUAAAAAGAAUCUGCUGCUCCUGGGAGAGGAUCGAUAUCUGUCGACUCUCAUGCUUCGGACGUUCCCCAAGCGCAAGCAGAUAUUCGUGCCCCAAGCAGUCUGCAAAACGGUUGUGCCAGAGAAGUUCAUGGUCUUGUUAUCUCAGCGCCGCCGUUGGAUCAACAGUACCGUUCACAACCUGAUGGAGUUGGUCUUGGUUCGAGAUCUGUGCGGUACUUUCUGCUUUAGUAUGCAGUUCGUCAUUUUCAUUGAGCUGGUUGGAACCCUUGUGCUUCCCGCCGCCAUUUCAUUCACGAUUUACGUCAUUGUUUCCUCGAUUGUCAAGAGUCCUGUUCAAGUGAUUCCCUUGGUCCUGCUUGCGCUCAUUCUGGGACUUCCCGGUGUUCUUGUUGUCAUUACCGCCCAUCGACUUGUCUACGUCUUGUGGAUGAUUGUCUAUCUGAUUUCACUGCCAAUCUGGAACUUUGUACUGCCGACAUAUGCGUACUGGAAAUUCGACGACUUCAGUUGGGGUGAUACGCGAAAGACAGCAGGCGAGAAGGACAAGGGCCACGAGGACGGCGAGGGCGAGUUUGACAGCAGCAAGAUUACGAUGAAGAGAUGGCGAGACUUUGAGAAAGAUCGUCGAUUAAAAACGCAGACGACGUGGCAGCCUCCGGUCGGACAUCAUGUGCCUUACGAGUCAUUCUCUGAAUAUUAG